UUUUAUGAGAGGCUUAGGUUUCAAGCGGCUAUAAAUUAUAUGUAAUUAAUAAGUCAACAUGUUUAAACAGCAUUUUGAACAAGAUUGUACUCUAAAGUGACAUAAAUUCACCUACAAAUAAGCUGGAUCAUAAAAGUGAUGGAUAAGUCAAAUACAUAGAAAAUCUUAAGAUUUUGUGCGGGGAUAAAUCAGGUGAAGAUGCCUACUUCAAGCCAGUCUCUAAUCCUUCAGACGACGAAUGGUCAGUUGCCACCUUUCUUUGGACGCCGGCCUUGGAAACCAGAACUCCCCCCUGGCCCAGAAUGGACGGCAUCCGAAUAUCCAAUGUCCACUGUUCAAAUUAAACACAAUUACACAGGAAGUGAAACUAAACGAUAUAAAUCUAACAGAAAACCACAAUCUUUAAGAAGAGCGGGCUCAGCACCAGAUCUGUCUUACAAAGCUGAUUUUUCUACCCUACCCCAGCUUCUCAAAAUUAGGGGUUUGCAUGGAACAGUAAGGUAUGAUACAGAAACAAAAUACGUUAGCUGGAAAAUAAACUCCAUUGGACCAUUCUAUGAUCGUAUGAACGCUAGGAGACACCUUACAGUUGCAAAUGCCUCUACGUCUGGAACUCUGAGGUAUUUCCAUGCAGAUCGAGCUGGACAUUCUAUGUAUAACCGAGAUGUUGAUGUACCAAUGGAAUAUGCUUAUCGUCCAGAGUUCAGAAAACAGGUACAAUUUCGUGAUCCGGUUACAUUUAAUAAGGAAUCGCAACCUAAAAUGGAGAAUAGCAUAAAAGAUGGUAUUUUCAUGUCUAUCGAAGAAACAGAAGGGGGAAUGCGAAUGUUUAGAACAAACCUGGAAAAAGCUGACUAUUUCAAGCUUAUUCAAGUAAAGAACCAGUCAGAUGAGAUAAAUGGCGGUGAGGGGAUCGAACUGCCUUUAUUUCGUCUUGAACAGUGCCGCCCAACAGAGGUUGGUUGCUUCCGGUUAGCACCGACUGAAUCAAGAGAAGUUGGUGAUUACAAAUUGGUUCCGCCCCCAGGUUACUUAGCAGACGACUUUAGACUGGUACAUUCAUCCGCAAUUCAAGGCGCGUUUGUUUUGUUGCAGUCGGAUACGGUGAAUCCUGGUCAGUAUCGACCGGUGUUGCGGAACAAAAAUGCGUCCGGCGAGUUCCGUAUGGUUCAAGCUAAGGUACAACAAACAUCGCAUGAUCAAAGCAAGAUGGAUGUAAUCGUGCCAAGGGAAGCUUGGGGAGAAGACAAUUUUUACCUGGAACAAAGUGGGUAUGAAUACAAUUCUGUUAAUAGUCUUCAACAUAAAAUGAACAUAGAAAAGACUGGUGAAAAUCGAUAUAAUUAUUUUGAUGACGUCAGGGACCAAAACGCUGCUAUCGAAAAUGAAUACACGCUGCCAGAUAUAAGUCUUUAUGAGUCGCAUGACAAAGGUGUGCUUCAUCAUCAACCCCAGACUACAUACAACACAAGUCGAGACAACACAUUCGAUAACGACUUUAAGGCAUUUAACCAGCACUUGGAUGAAUUUAACCAAAGGUACAUGGAAACUUUGCGUCAAGGCUCGUCUCGUGAAUACAAAAGGCCCGUUCAUCUUGGUUUUCGGAACGCCAACAGCGACUGUGAAGACGAGAUAAAGACGGCUAAAGGUCGGGGAGCUAGCUCUAAACUUUUAGGCAGCGACUGGAAGACGCAUAAUUUUGAUCAAUGGAGCAGAACUACAAAUAUUUCUAAUGUUGAAAUGUUGUCGUCUGCUAAUGUCGGCAUUACUCGGAAUGUCCAGAAGAUGCCGCCAAUAAACGUAGAGCAGAGGGAUACUUUCCAAGAAAAAGAGUCUCUACUGGAUGAAGUAAAAUUUAAAGCAAACUACAAGCUAUGGAAGAAGAAAAAAGUUACGACGUUGCGCAUGCGCAAAGAACUUCCGCCUAGUGACCCAAAAGCCGUCUGCAUCCGCUUUGGUGAUACCGAUUUAUCACAUGAUGAAUUAAAAGCUAAAAUCGAAAAGGAAACGGGCCAGAAAUUAUUGAGCCUGCAAUUCGAUCCAGUGUCUGUUCAUUCUAUUGAUCCAGAGGCCACCAGUCGAUGGAUCAUAAGGUUUACUGAGGCUUCUGUAUGUGAAAAUAUGGUCGAAAACGGCAUUCGAAUAAACGGAAUAAAGUACCAGAUCCGCAAAUUUGAUGACGUCAUGAAGGAAGAGCACGAGGCUUACAAGUUGUAUAAAAUGAUGAAGGAAUACACUGACAGGAAGCCACUGAAGACUUCAUCUUUACGAAAGGACAUUCAGAAACCAAAAAUAGUGAAAACCACACAAACACAGACACACAAGCAGGAAAUUCAGGGAUAAUUUAGGGGUGACAUCUAGCGUAUAACUGACCCUCAUACAGUAGUAUUACCCGAAGCACAAAGUCUUAUCGUAAAACAAUGGUAACAAAAUUGAAAAUAAUAUCUUGGGUCUUAAAAAGUGUGUUUUUUUUUUCAAAAUAACUUUGCCGUUAGAAUAAGUUGAAAGCACUGCAGUUUAAUUCAGUCCGCAUUAUUUUUUAUCAUCAGGUAAUGCGGUUUUAAUUUUAAAUAUUGGGAUAUUAGUUAUGUAUUCGAUGAUUCUAAAGGUAUGUAGGGGUGGAAGAAUAUUUGUAGUAACUUUCAACGGUAUAUUAAGUUAGUGUAAUUUCUGGCAUGUAUGUUUCCCUGUGUAAAAUUGUAUGAACAUUUUAUUUUUCCCUUGACAAAAGUUUUAAAUUAAGAUAUUCUAAAAGCCUUUUUAUAAGCCAUAAAACAAUUAAAGCCAAAAUUGAAACUUUUUGAUGCCCCAAAUGACUGAAAUUUACAGUGUUAAAAGGACUAUCAAAUUCGCUUUUUGACGACACGUUCUAAGGUUAAAAAUGCCAUUUUUUUUAAAGUUAUUAAAUUUAAAGUUAGGUUAAGGUGUAAGUUAUGUUUGUAGCACACAAAUACAUGUAUAGUAAAUAUGAUAUAUGUAAAUGUAUGCAUUACUUAUAUGUCUGUCGUAACUUUGUGCAUAUGUGGACGUUUGAAAGAAUUUGUUGACUGAUUUAUAAACUUAUACCAUGUGUUUAAUGAUAUUAUAUUACUUUGACUGCU
Molecule: messenger RNA, 3101 nt
Organism: Mercenaria mercenaria
Lineage: Eukaryota; Metazoa; Mollusca; Bivalvia; Venerida; Veneridae
Exons: 3
Coding region: 199-2343 (714 amino acids)
Source: RefSeq, a predicted model, not a curated record